Molecule: messenger RNA, 1823 nt
Organism: Scomber scombrus (Atlantic mackerel)
Lineage: Eukaryota; Metazoa; Chordata; Actinopteri; Scombriformes; Scombridae
Product: E3 ubiquitin-protein ligase ZNRF2-like
Exons: 4
Coding region: 411-989 (192 amino acids)
Source: RefSeq, a predicted model, not a curated record
CCUGCUUUUAUUUUUCUUUGCAGACGGCCACGGUUGAGAACAAAAACAAACUUGAACCAGACGGGCUCUGGGUCAACACUUGAGCGUAUGUCCUCUUCCGAUGAGGAAGAACUGAAGACUUGUAACUGAAGAGAUUUUAUCUUCAUUUUUUUUCCAUUGUUGGAAAAAAAAGGGAAGGGCUCUGCCAAGAAAAAAACAACCAUUUGGAAAUUGAGUUAUGCGUCAGUGAGUGCGCACUUUACGCACAGGGCGCACCAUGAAACUUUAACAUGUUGGACCACUUCGCCGGUGUUGUUGUUCAUGCAUUUCCUUUGUUGGUAUCAGCUCUUCAAGACUCACUGUAACCAUGUGUCGUGGCUAAAAAAACUUUACAGCGCACUCAAGCUUGUGGAGGUUAGACCUGAAACAGCAUGGGGGCCAAACAGAGCAACACGGUAUUUGAUGGCAGAACUCGGGCUUAUUCCAGCUCCGAUCUCCCAUCUGGUCACUCCAGCGGAGGGGAGAGGAUUGCGGGGUUUAGAUACACCAAUGGACCCGAUGGCCCCAGGAUCCGUAUCACGGGAGGGGGGCCAACCAGCUCUGGGCUCAGUAUACCGGCCGGCGGCAGGUCGGGGUCACACCACAAUCAAAAUCCCGAUGGCACAGAUGGUGGCGAUGAAGAGCCACCUGAGGGCCACAGGUUGCUAAUAGGGUCCCUACCGGCUCACCUGUCCCCUCACCUGCUGGGAGGAUUCCACUGUCCUGUUUGCUCCAAGUUCAUGGCAUCGGAUGAAAUAGAGAAGCACCUGCUCAUGUGUUUCAGCAAAACACGCCUCACCUAUAACAAGGACGUCCUGUCUAGGGACUCUGGGGAAUGUGCCAUCUGUUUAGAAGAGCUGGAGCAGGGAGACACCAUUGCCAGACUGCCCUGCCUCUGUAUCUACCAUAAAGGGUGUAUAGAUGAGUGGUUUGAGGUGAAUCGCUCAUGUCCAGAGCAUCCUUCUGACUAGGAGCCGCAAGAGUACAGUUUUCAAUGUACUCUACGUCUGUCUGUGGUCGACUGUGUGACCUGACCUCAUCCAAACGCUGUCUGUUCCAGCCGAGCGUCAGUGCUCAUCAGGGAUUGUUUAUUAUUCAUAUUGCCUCACGGGACAGCGAUGGACUUUUGAGAUUUUGCUCUAGGCAUCGUGGGAUGUUCAAAGAACCACUGGUGGAGUCAGUUUGUGUCUCCAGAAAAUAAGUGAAUGUUCCCUAUGUCCCCUGCUGGCUGAAAAGUGGGCUCAUGCAACCUGAGAUCUUGCUGGACUGGACUGUUUUGCUGAACAGGGUGUGUUUUUAUAGCAGAGGACUUUCAUACCCAACAUGGAGGAAGAAUAAUGUCUCUUUUCAGUAGAGAUUUCCAUUUGAUGCCUGUUCAGAGGCUUGAUCAGAACGCUGAAGGCUGAUGUUGUGCAAUGUGAAAAACAAACAAACAAACAGCCAUACUGAAUAAAAUAUGCCUAUAUCAGCUUUAAGGGAUGAUUACAGUGUUGAUGGUAGUGGAUUGUAUUUUGUCUGUUUGUUGCAAAAUCGGCUAUCAAUAUUGUGUCCUAGACCAAAUAGUCUAACGUGAAAUAGUCAAGACUUUGUUAAUCACUUGGCCAUUCAGAACCACAGUAAUGUGAUUGUGUAGUGUAGUGGUGGAAUACAAAAUAGGCCGAUACAUGUCUAACAAUGAUUCAUACUCUCUCUAAGGAGUGCCAUAAUAUGCUGCUAUGUCAUAGACUGGAAAGUUUUCCUAUAACCUUUGAACCUUUGUGUAUUGUACUUUCUAUUUGUACUGUAAUGAAUUGCACAACAAUAAA